This is a messenger RNA of Darwinula stevensoni, 2442 nucleotides long. Lineage: Eukaryota; Metazoa; Arthropoda; Ostracoda; Podocopida; Darwinulidae. The record is from the annotation of a GenBank genome assembly.
AUGCGAGUGAAGAAGGGUGGCAAGACUUAUGAUCGAGGAAAACGCUUACACCAAGAGAAAGGAAGGAAGUGUGAGACACCCCAACAAGGAAAUUAUCACACAAAGGGCUCAGAUAGUGAUGCAGAAGAUAAGUGGCUCAAGUAUAGGGAAUUCCCAAAUGAUACAGGCAGAGAUAUGUUUGCUUCAUCUUCCAGUGGCUCAUCAUCAGAGAUGUCUGCUUUUGACAAGCUACUUGCAAAUGAUCCUAUCCAUAUUCCAUGUUUGAGGUUGCAGACUGUACCACUUAGCCAGAUUUGUGGUCACAUUUCUUCAUCUUCAGACUCAUCAGGUCAUUCUUUGUCAGACUCUUCCUUGGGCUUCUUUGCAAGUCCAAAACCCAGACAGGGUGCCUCUCCUACAAGGACAAAAGCUAUACCUGCAAGCUCUAAUGAUCAUAUCACUCAAGGAUAUUGUCUCAGAUCUACAAAAUCAUCUUCAGCUGCAACUCCUGAUAUUUCUGGAGCAGAAUGGGCUCCUAACUCUAGCAGGAUUGAAGCUCUUGGACAUGAAGUCUUCUUGAUCCGGCCAUCUUCUGGGGAGGAGGUGACAGGCACUAAGUUUGUGGAACUGGAGCAGCCCUCAAGAACCCAUUCUCCAAGAAGUUCCAAUUGGCAAUGCAGGAGGGCUAGAAGCACUUCCCCUGCCAAAAAUCAAGAAGACACAUUUGGAGUAUCAAACAAUAAAUCAAGUAUAAAUAAAAGGUCAAGGAAGCUAUCUUCCAAGCCUGCAACUCAGUUGUCUGCUUCUGAAAGAUGGCCAAGAUCUCAGAAGUCUCUUCCAACCAAGACUUCUGAUAUCCAGGCAUCAGUUUCUAACUCAAAUGGGAUUCAGUCUUCUGUAGAUGAUUAUCAUGAUGUUGGUUCGUUCUUGUCACAUUCACAAUCUGUUGAAGAGAAAUGUAGUCUUCCCACAUCAAGCACCCCUUUUCCAAACCUGAACUUCCAACAAGGACCUCAUCUUUUUAUGAGUGGUGUCACUCCUGUGCCUGCAUCUGUGGUUCCUUUCUCUACCCUCAGGCUUGACUUGCAUCCAAACAGAUCAAAGACUGCUUCAACAACACCAAGAUUUGAGGUUGAGUGCAAAAUUACCACAAGAGGGAAGAGAAGAACACGUCUCUAUCAUGAAUACCAGCAAGAAAAUGCCUGUCCUUUUAAUCCUUGCAGUGAUGAUUUGCAAGUUCUAAUGGAAGGUAUGAUAAACUUAAAUCUUGGUCCCUUGACAAAUGUCUCCAAAGAAUCUCAAAGUAACAAACCAUCACAGGAAAAUAUUAUUUCUGUAUCUGAGAACAUCCUUCCUCAGGUUUUGUCUUUCAAGGGGGAAUGCAAUGAUGCCCAAUGUAUUGCUGGAAGAUCUUCAGAGGUGAAUACUCUGCAAGAAGCAGGGCAAGCUUUCCCCCAUCCAUCUGCUUCUGUGUACAACCCUCUUUCCCUUGAUAGCAAACAAAGGAUUGGAUGCAUUGAAAUGAAUGGCUUGAACCCAGAACAAUUACCAGUGAUGGACAAUCAGGAGGUGCAUGACACUGAAAGCAUUAACCUUAGAGAAAAAAAGAUUGACAUUGAUGGUGAAGUCCUUGCAUCAAUGCCCAAUAGAGUGUCAGAGCCCAGUGAUUGUGCCAAUGUGUCUUAUACUAAUGUGGAGGAUGAGUCAUCCCCGGAACACCUUUGCCAUGGAAUACUUCAGCCUGUUCAAAAAGCACCUUGUGCCUUUCCUGAAGGAAAUGCUGAUGGAGGGAAGGCAAUUGAGGUUCAAUGCCCAGAACAGAAAAAGUCUCUUAUGUUCAUGAGUCAGGAGCUAUGUGAUGUAGAAUGUGUUCCCAAAGAUUGCAUGACUGACCUAACCUGGAAGGACCCUAAUGCUAAGGAUGAGUUAUUCCAGGGAUGCCACAUCCAGGAACAUAUGUUCAUUUACAAUGGAUAUGGUGCUUUUCCAAAGGAGACAGCCAAUGAAAGUGGAGCAAAGAGGAAUAAGGAAGAGUCUAAGAACUUGGAGAAUGCUGGAAAUGUUUUGACAGUUAUGAAUGGCAUUGCCAGUAGUGAUGAACCCAGUAAAUUAAAGAGGAAGUUCAACUCAUAUGUUACAGGAGAUUAUUCAACCAUUCCAAAGUUUCAGGAAAGACGGACUCUGUUUGUUUCUGCACCAGAGAAAAUAGAAUGUGAUUAUCAAAAGUCCAUCAUUGACAUCUGUUCCUACAAUGAUGGGAAACCCAUGCGAUUCUCAAAGUUUGUUCGUAAAAUGAAUGUGGAAAGAAGCUCAAAACUUGGAGAAGGAGUUUACGGUGAGGUAUAUCGGCUGCCAGAGGGUUCUGUUUUGAAGGUCAUCCCAGUGGGACGUGAAGCUCAGCUUGAACCCUAUCUCCAGACAAGUUUUGAAGACAUCUAUUCAGAACUAAUCAUUGCCAGGUGA